Molecule: messenger RNA, 2007 nt
Organism: Sphaeramia orbicularis (orbiculate cardinalfish)
Lineage: Eukaryota; Metazoa; Chordata; Actinopteri; Kurtiformes; Apogonidae
Product: protein NLRC3-like
Exons: 4
Coding region: 1-2007 (668 amino acids)
Source: RefSeq, a predicted model, not a curated record
AUGCUUUUCCACAGAGACGAGAACAUCUGCACUUUUGUCAAGAACGAACUGAAGAAGUUCCAGCAGGUUCUGAGUCCAGAUUACCCAGAAACCUUAGAGAGUCUGAGUGAUGAGGAUGAAGAGCAGAGGAGGAGCUCCGAGGCUUCUCUGCAGAUCACACUGAACUUCCUGAGGAGGCUGAAGCAGGAGGAGCUGGCUGAGCGUCUGCACCGCAAUAUUAUUUUUAUUCGGAAACUGAAACGUAACCUGCAGCAGAAGUUUGAGUGUGUGUUUGAGGGCAUCGCUAAAGCAGGAAACCCCAAAACCCUCCUGAACCAGAUCUACACAGAGCUCUACAUCACAGAGGGAGGGGCUACAGAGGUCAACCAGGACCAUGAGGUCAGACAGAUUGAAACAGCAUCCAGGAACCCACACAGACCACCAACAACCAUCACAUGUGAAGACAUCUUUAAAACACCACCUGACAGAGAUCAACCAAUCAGAACAGUGCUGACAAAGGGCGUGGCCGGCAUCGGGAAAACAGUGUCCACACAGAAGUUCAGUCUGGACUGGGCUGAAGACAAAACCAACCAGGACAUCCACUUCAUAUUUCCAUUCACCUUCAGAGAGCUGAAUGUGCUGAAACAGAAGAAGUUCAGCUUGGUGGAACUGGUUCAUCACUUCUUUACUGAAACCAAAGAAGCAGGAAUCUGGAUCUUUGAAGACCUCCAGGUGGUGUUCAUCUUAGACGGUCUGGAUGAGUGUCAACCUCCUCUGGACUUCAACAACACUCAGAUCCUGACUGAUGUGACAGAGUCCAGCUCAGUGGAUGUGCUGCUGAUGAACCUCAUCAGGGGGAACCUGCUUCCCUCUGCUCGCCUCUGGAUAACCACACGACCUGCAGCAGCCAAUCAGAUCCCUGCUCAGUGUGUGGACAUGGUGACAGAGGUCAGAGGAUUCACUGACCCACAGAAGGAGGAGUACUUCAGGAAGAGGGUCAGAGAUAAGAAACAGACCAACACAAUCAUCUCCCACAUCAAGACGUCACGAAGCGUCCACAUCAUGUGUCACAUCCCAGUCUUCUGCUGGAUCACUGCUACAGUUCUGGAGGACGUGUUGAAGACCACAGAUAGAAGACAACUGCCCAAGACCCUGACUGAGAUGUACAUCCACUUCCUGGUGGUUCAGGCCAAACUGAAGAACGUCAAGUAUGAUGGAAGAUCUGAGACAGAUUCACCCUGGAAUCCAGAGACCAGGAAGAUGACUGAGUCUCUGGGAAAACUGGCCUUUGAGCAGCUGAAGAAAGGAAACCUGAUCUUCUAUGAAUCUGACCUGACAGAGUGUGGCAUCGAUAUCAGCUCAGCCUCAGUGUACUCAGGAGUGUUCACAGAGGUCUUCAAAGAGGAGAGAGGACUGUACCAGGACCAGAGGUUCUGCUUCAUCCAUCUGAGUGUCCAGGAGUUCCUGGCUGCUCUUCAUGUCCAUCAGACCUUCAUCAACACUGGAGUCAAUCUGCUGUCAGAAGAACAAACAUCUGUUUGGUCUAAACUACAGUGGGACACCUCUGACCAGUUCUACCAGACCGCUGUGGACCAGGCCUUACAGAGUCCAAAUGGACACUUGGACCUGUUCCUCCGCUUCCUCCUGGGUCUAUCACUCCAGACCAAUCAGAGUCUCCUACAAAGUCUGGUGAAACCAACAGGAAGCAGCUCAAAGACCAACCAGAAAACCGUUGAGUACAUCAAGGAGAAGAUCAAUGAGAAUGUGUCUGCAGAGAGAAGCAUCAACCUGUUCCACUGUCUGAAUGAACUGGAGGAUGGAUCUCUGGUGGAUCAGAUCCAACAGUACCUGAGAUCAGGACGUCUGUCCACAGAACAACUGUCUCCUGCUCAGUGGUCAGCUCUGGCCUUCAUCUUACUGUCAUCAGAAAAAGACCUGGAUGUGUUUGACCUGAAGGAAUACUCUGGUUCAGAGGAGGUUCUUCUGAGGCUGCUAUCAGUGGUCAAAGCCUCCAACAAAGCUCUGUGA